UGUCCACUGUUUGAGGUGAAAGGCGGGAAAUGAGCGCAGCUGGGAGCCGCCGGUUAUUGAUUUAAGAUACUUCAUGCUUCUGGCUACACUGCAGUAUUGCCAACAGCAUCAAAGUGGAAAGAUACUAAUUCAUUGAAUCAAAACAUGAGAGGAAUAUUUAAACUGAUUGGAUUCAUUCUGUUGUUCCAGCCUGAUCUGAGUAAUACUGUUCUAGUCUGUUAUUUCACAAACUGGGCGCAAUACAGAACUGGAAUUGGUCGAUUUUUGCCCGAUAACAUUGAUCCUUUUAUGUGCACCCAUCUGAUCUAUGCAUUUGCCAAGAUGAAUACAAACCAUGAAAUCACAACCUUUGAAUGGAAUGAUGAAGUUCUUUACAAAACAUUCAAUGAUAUAAAAAAAAAGAAUCUUGAAUUGAAGACUCUCAUAGCUCUUGGAGGUUGGAAUUUUGGUUCCAAACGUUACAACAGCAUGGUGUCAACUAAGACUAAUAGAGCAAUAUUCAUCAACUCUGUGAUUAGGUUUCUGAAGAAAUAUGGGUUUGAUGGUUUAGAUCUGGAUUGGGAAUAUCCAGGUUCUAAAGGAAACCCACCAGAAAAUAAACAACUGUUUACAUCUUUGAUUAUGGAAUUGAGAGAUGCCUUUACAAAAGAGGGAAAAACAGGAAAUGACAAACUGCUGAUUACAGCUGCUGUGGCUGCUGGUAAAGAUAAAAUUGAUGCUAGUUAUGAAGUAUCUAAAAUAUCUAAAUAUUUGGAUUUCAUCAGUGUCAUGACAUAUGAUUUCCAUGGUCACUGGGAAGCCAUCACUGGACACAACAGUCCUUUAUAUCAUAGCAAUGUUGAUAAGGGUGUUGCUUUGGAUUACAAUAUUGAAUUUGCUGCCAAAUACUGGAGAGAAAAUGGUUUACCAGCAGAAAAACUGAUGAUUGGAUUCCCAACAUACGGACGAACCUUCAUGCUUAAGAGUUCCGCCAAUAACAGUGGUGGUGCCCCGAUAGUUGGACCAGGCCCAGCUGGUAUCUAUACAAGAGAUCCUGGCUACUGGGCUUAUUACGAGAUCUGUGACUUCUUGAAAAGUGCUGAAAAACCAAUUUAUACAUCACAAAUGGUCCCAUUCGCUUCUAAGGGAAAGGUGUGGCUUGGAUAUGACGAUAUGAACAACUUUGAGACCAAAGUCAAAUGGAUGAAAGAUAACAAAUUUGGAGGAGCAUUUUUGUGGACGAUAGAUCUUGAUGAUUUUCAAAAUCAUUGCAAACAGGGAGUACUUCCACUAACAACCAGAUUGAAUAAGCUUCUUGAAAUAAAUUCAGGAAAAUCUGCUCUCCCUCCCCAGUCUGCUGUACAUGUGACUUCAGACACACACAGUAUGGUUGACUCUGAAAUGCCCUCUGAAUUAGUCAAGCAAGCUACUGAAUUGUACCUCCCCACAGAAAAGCUGAUAAAAGGAGUUGAACUGGAGAAACCACCUGACAUCCACCAUUGUAUGGAAAAAACCAAUGGCACAUGGAGCCUUGUCAACCCUGCAAAGUCCUCCUUUGGGACUUAUGGCAAACUUGAAGUACUAUCUCAAAGAUGA
This is a messenger RNA of Hemiscyllium ocellatum (epaulette shark), 1575 nucleotides long. RefSeq names its product acidic mammalian chitinase-like. NCBI's taxonomy places the organism in Eukaryota, Metazoa, Chordata, Chondrichthyes, Orectolobiformes, Hemiscylliidae. Gene Ontology annotation, biological process: chitin catabolic process; carbohydrate metabolic process. The record is from RefSeq and is a predicted model, not a curated record. Gene Ontology annotation, molecular function: chitin binding; chitinase activity. Bases 145 to 1575 code for a protein of 476 amino acids. Gene Ontology annotation, cellular component: extracellular region. The transcript is spliced from 12 exons.